Messenger RNA from Carassius gibelio (silver crucian carp), 1487 nucleotides. RefSeq names its product zinc finger BED domain-containing protein 5-like. Lineage: Eukaryota; Metazoa; Chordata; Actinopteri; Cypriniformes; Cyprinidae. Bases 169 to 1212 code for a protein of 347 amino acids. The transcript is spliced from 2 exons. The record is from RefSeq and is a predicted model, not a curated record.
GUACGUUAUGUACAUAAUGGAGAAUUACAAGAAGAUUUCCUUUUCUGUAAGCCGCUGCCGGCGCAAUCAACUGCCCAAGCCAUAUUUGAUAUUUUGAAUGCGUUCAUUGUUUCAAAUGGAAUAGACUGGUCUAAAUGCGUGGGUCUGAGCACAGAUGGAGCAAGAGCCAUGGUGGGACAUCGCAACGGAGUCGUUGCGCGCGUAAAAACAGCUGCGCCGCUCAUGAGCUCUGUCCACUGCAGUUUACAUCGGGAGGCGCUAGCUACCAAAAAGAUGCCCACAGAUCUCAGAUGCGUCUUGGAUGAGGCUGUUAAAAUCGUCAAUUUCAUAAAGACUAGGCCCCUUCAGUCACGUCUGUUUCGACUACUCUGUGAAGAAAUGGGAAGUGACCAUGUUCAGCUUCUGUUACACACUGAGGUACGAUGGCUUUCACGAGGCAGGGUGCUUACUCGUCUAUUUGAAUUACGCAACGAAGCACGGAUUUUUUUAUCUGACUCAAAUUUUCCCCUUUCAGACCGCCUCAGUGAUUUCGAGUGGCUUGCAAAAUUGUCCUACCUUUCUGAUAUUUUCAAUCACCUAAAUGGUGUGAACUUGAGUCUUCAGGGCAAAUCAGUGACAGCGUUUCAAGUCCAAAAUAAAAUCGAAGCCACAAUAAAGAAACUGGACAUUUGGGCCGGACGAAUUCGCAAAUCAAACUCUGAAUCGUUUGAAAAUUUGUCACAUCUUUUGACAGAAGAAGCCAUGAGCCUACCCACCUUGGUUAAAAAGCUGAUUGAGGAGCAUCUCCAAGGACUGAAGAGCCAGUUGCGUGACUACUUUCCAUCUCCAGAUGCUCAGGUUGCCUGGAUGGAAAAUCCAUUUGCAAACUUGUGUGAGGGAGCCGUCACAAGUUUAAGUGCAAAAGAGCACGACAGCCUCAUUGACAUGUCUUGUGACAGUGCUUUAAAAUUGACGUUUUCUCAAAAAACAUUGACGGAUUUCUGGAUUCAUACAUUCUCCGAGUAUCCUGAUCUUUCUGACAAAGCUCUUAAAUUUUUGAUGCCAUUUCCGACAACAUACUUAUGUGAAGCAGGAUUUUCUGCAUUGGUGGCACUCAAGACAAAAUACCGGAAUAAGCUUAACAUCGAGCCUGAUCUCCGCUUGCAACUUUCUUCCCUUCAGCCCGACAUACAGCGCUUAGUAAAUGCUAAACAACACCAACCUUCGCAUUAGUGCUCCAUUUCUCUGCCGGUUUUGACUGCUCGUUUCAACCCAGCUCUGCCUGUUCCCUCUGACGGCUCUUCGGCUCGCUGACGUUCUACCCGCUGCCGACCUCUGCCUGGAUUUGGUUUUCCCGUUUUCGAAAUGUCAACCCGAGCCUUUGGGGGCUUGCUGAUCCGUUAUGUAUAUUUUCUGUUUAUUCAAUACAUUACCAGUUUAUUCAAUAAAGACAAUUAACAGCCUUGCUUCCGAGUACUUAGUUAACCCGACACAAAAAGCGGGAUCGU